AUGUGCAUCGUCACCAUCGUCAGCAUCCUCCGCCUCAAAUACAUGAUCCAGUUCGCGCAAACCACCAACGUAACCUGGGACUACCUACCCAUAGGAUACUGGUCCGCCAUCGAAGCCCACGUCGGCGCCAUCGUCGCCUGCGCACCCGCUAUCCGCCAGCUACAGCGCUCCAUCCGCGAACGCAUCUGGCCCAAACAGAAGACACCAAGCCAAUACUACUACGCAGAGAACUCUGGUAACAGCAGCAAGAAGAAUAACGGCAGCAAAGACCUCAAAUCCCGCAUCUGGCUACCAAAGACCGACCGCUCUCAACUGAGCACGCUUGGUCGGAGUAAGAUGGACAAAGACGACUUCGUCCGCCUGGACGAGUACGAGAUGGGGGUUGGCAUGAGCGGAAAGGACGGAGUCCUUACAGAUAGGAAUUCACCGGAGAACUCUUCGGAAGGGUCGCUGGAUCGGUCGUUCAAGUCGAAUGAGGAUGUGCAACCGUUGGCCGAUGUUGCGGCGCCGGCGCCGGUGGUUGGCUCACCAAUGGGCGGUAUUAUGGUGCAGUCGGAGUACAGUGUUGAUCGGGGGAGCUCGCAUCCGAGUUUGCAGGCUUUACCACCGAUUCAACAUAAGAAGGAGAAGUCGUUGGAUGCGAGGAGGUGGCUUUGA
Messenger RNA from Alternaria ventricosa, 657 nucleotides. RefSeq lists its product as uncharacterized. The transcript is spliced from 2 exons. The record is from RefSeq and is a predicted model, not a curated record. Bases 1 to 657 code for a protein of 218 amino acids. NCBI's taxonomy places the organism in Eukaryota, Fungi, Ascomycota, Dothideomycetes, Pleosporales, Pleosporaceae.